AUGGCUGGUUGUACACCUGCAUCGGCUACACUGGCUGAGGGGAGUCAGGUCAUCCAAUCAGAAGAGCCAACAAACAUGGAGGAAGGAUGGGACUCCAGCAAUCUAAAGGAGGACGAGUUUGAAGAAUUCUGUGUCUAUAUCGUCCACGAUCGUGCAUGUGAGCGUGUGUGUCAGAAUCGCGCCCAGGCCUCCCUUCCUCGCAACCUCACACUAAAACCAUCGCAGAGCCAAUCAAACAAUGCGUUAGGGGUGUGGAGUGUGGACUACAUACCACGUGGAACACGAUUUGGACCUCUAGUCGGAGACGUUUACUCUAAGGAACCAUUCCUACGAAAAGAAUCGGAUAGGGUUUCUAUAUGGAAGAUCUUCAGUAACAACACAGUUUACCAAUACAUAGACAACAGUGACGUGACAAAGAGUAGCUGGAUGCAUUACAUCAAUUUUGCAUAUUCAUCCGUGCAACAGAACCUAAUUGCCUGUCAAAUCGACUUCAACAUCUACUUUUACACCAUAAAGCCGAUCCCUCCUAAUACAGAACUGAUGGUCUGGUACUGCCGGGAAUAUGCUGACCGCAUCAACUGCCCAAUCACUGGCGAGGAGAUGCUUCAGUCAUGGCGAAGACAAAUGCUUGAACGUCAUCUUCCUUUCCCAAAGAGUUUUCUCCCGAUCUGCCCGCCUAACCCAGGCAGUCUGUUCAAGGAAGACAGGAGUCCUUCCCGUCCCAAGACACCACCACAUGAAGAGGACUCACUGAAGGAUGACAGCUGUGAAAAUGGGGAGUGUAUUCGGGAGGAUGGCUAUGCUAUUGAUUACAGCCUCCACAAGCGGGAUGGCAGCCCUACAAGUGAUGACCAGGAGGUUUACCAUAGCGACCGGAACAAGUCGGGGCACAGUGACAGCCUUUCUGUGUCUGCAGGAUCCAUACUCUCACCACUUAAAGUUCCCAAACAUGAGCCUCUCAAGGAGCCCAGUCAUCCAUUGGAGCCCCUGUCACUACAAAUGCCACCAAGCUCUGUUGACUUACAUCUGGGAUCAAUCAAAAUGGCUCAUAGCACGCCCAAGAAAAGUUCUGGAAUUAUUGAGAAUUUGCUCCUGAAGAAAAUGAAAGAAAAUGGUGAAGAAAUUACUGAGAAAAUACUCAAAGGAAAUUCUCUAGCAUUUGACUUUAAACCUCCCAUGGACAUCAAACCUCCAGUGUUACCUACCCUUCCUGCACAUUCUAUUCAUCCUGCUCAUCCAGUUCAUCCUGGUCAUCCAGCACAUCUUGCUCAUGAACAGAAACCCAAAUCAGAGGAAUUGUCCAAGGAUCGGCCAGCUUCAGACCAAUUCAGUCCAUUUAAUCCGUUCUUCUACUCCAAAUUUUUCCCUCCAAGUCCAAUAAUGGACAAAUCACCAAUGUCUCCAUUCAUGAACAGACCAGAUGAACAAUACUCAAAGCUGGUGUCGGGAAGCAAGAUGGGAUCAAACUCCGGACCGCCACUGUACUUCCCUACCCCAACUCUUCCAGGCAUGUAUCCAAUGAAUCCUAUGAACCCAAUGAAUUCAAUGUAUCCUUUCAAUCCUUACCAAAGUCUGGCUUGGCAAAUGUAUCCACCUCAGUUCCAUCCGAUGGGAAAUCAGCAACAGGUGUCGCCACCAUUUCCACAUCCUCCACAAGCUCCUCCCCAUCCUGAUCAGGUCCUCAACCUCACCAAACCAAAGGCAGAUAGCUCAUCUGCCAGAGGUCAUAGGUCACUACCAUACCCAUUGAGGAAACGGGAUGGGAAGAUGCACUAUGAGUGUAAUGUGUGUUUCAAGACAUUUGGACAGUUAUCCAACCUCAAAGUGCAUUUACGUACACAUACAGGCGAGCGUCCAUUCGUUUGUCAAACCUGUGGCAAAGGAUUCACCCAGCUGGCUCAUUUACAGAAGCAUCACCUUGUUCACACCGGAGAAAAGCCACAUGAAUGCCAAGUUUGUGGCAAGCGGUUCAGUUCCACGAGCAACCUCAAAACCCACAUGCGGCUCCACAGUGGGGAGAAGCCAUUUCACUGUAAACUCUGUCCGGCCAAAUUUACUCAGUUUGUGCAUCUGAAGCUUCACAAAAGACUUCACACAAAUGAACGUCCAUAUGAGUGUCCGCAGUGCAACAGGAAGUACAUUAGUGCUAGUGGAUUGAAGACACACUGGAAGACGGGCAACUGUAUUCCUCCUGGGAUCAACCUUGACUAUAAUGCUCUUCUUGAAAAUACACAUCAAGGAGCCUUGGAUCAGGACCGACAUGAGCUGAAUGGGGAAAGUUUGUCUCGGGACAACAUGGAAUACCAUGACAACGAACAAUUGAGUAUGAGCGGUGAACUUAAUGAUAACAGUGAUAUUGAUGCUCAAAAGAGCAUGCCUAGUGACACGUCGGAGGUGAUGUACCGCCGCCUUCACAGUGUCAGUAGCAGUAUGAUUGGCAGCGAGGAGGAUGAAGAGGAGAUGAUGAUGAGAGAAGAGGAAGAAAUGCUACAAAUGAAGGAAACUUUCUCCCCACAAAACUCUGACAUUGAUAAUGACCAAGACAUGUCCAGACCAUAUGUGAAAUCACUAGACUAUAGUGCCUCGUCACCUCCUAAAUCAGACAGUCCCAGCCCCCAGAGCUCGCUUAGUCCCACAGGGGUCACAAUCAGCCCCCCACGGGUUUCACACAGCAUUGAAGCCAUUACUGCAUAA
Ylistrum balloti is the source of this 2694-nucleotide messenger RNA. Its product is annotated as PR domain zinc finger protein 1-like. Bases 1 to 2694 code for a protein of 897 amino acids. Gene Ontology annotation, biological process: regulation of transcription by RNA polymerase II; cell fate commitment. NCBI's taxonomy places the organism in Eukaryota, Metazoa, Mollusca, Bivalvia, Pectinida, Pectinidae. The record is from RefSeq and is a predicted model, not a curated record. Gene Ontology annotation, cellular component: cytoplasm; nucleus. Gene Ontology annotation, molecular function: histone deacetylase binding; RNA polymerase II cis-regulatory region sequence-specific DNA binding; DNA-binding transcription repressor activity, RNA polymerase II-specific. The transcript has 5 exons.